CAUGCGGAACUAUCUCCUUCCUACCGCCCUCUGACAUCAGCCAUCAUCUCUCGCUACAAUUUCUCUGCACUCAAAUUAAUCCCGGGCGAUGAAAAAUGAACCUCUCCCCCACCCUUCCAGUCACCCUUCGCUUCACGCCCCCAGAGAAGAGUUUCUUCAUCCGGCAACUGGUGAAGGCUUUUUUCCAAGUCACAUGAUCCAGGAUGCAGGGGGAAAAUCCUUUUUGGAACAGAGCUGAGGGCAGAAUCGAAUCAGAUGAGGAGAGAUAAGGUGUGAUGUGGGGCAGAGUAUAUAAAGCAUGGAGCCAGGGCUGCAGCAAGCAGGCAGCCGUGGGGCCCCUUCCCCUGACCCAGCCAUGCAGAUGCCACCCGACUUGGUGGCCAGCCCCUGGAGAAGCAUGAGGCCCUGGAGAACCACAAGCCACAGCUACUUCUACCUCAGCACCGUCGCACUGGUGUGCCUCGUUGUGGCGAUGGCGAUCAUUCUGGUCCUGGUAGUCCAGAAGAAGGACUCCACUCCCAGAACAGCUGACAAGGUUCCCCUUAGAGGAGGAAAUUGCUCAGAUGACCUCUUAUGUACCGUGAAAAGACAUCAUUUCAAGAAGUCUUGGGCUUACCUCCAAGUGUCAAAAAACCUCAACAAUACCAAACUGUCAUGGAACCAAGAUGGUGCCAUCCAUGGAGUCGGAUACCAGGAUGGGAGCCUGGUAGUCCAGUUCCCAGGCUGGUACUUCAUCAUUUGUCAACUGCAAUUCGUUGUGCAGUGCUCAAAUCAUUCUGUGGACCUGACGUUGAAGCUCCUCAUCAAUACCAAAGUCAAGAAGCAGACACUGGUAACAGUGUGCCAGUCUAGAAUUCAAACCGAGAACAUCUACCAGAAUCUCUCUCAGUUCUUGCUGUCUUACUUACAGGUCAACUCCACCGUAUCAGUGGUGGUGGAUAAAUUCCAGUACGUGGAUACAAAAACUUUUCCACUUCAAAACGUGCUGUCCAUCUUCUUAUAUAGUAGUUCAGACUGAAUAGUUGCUCUUGACCUUUAAGUAGAAAAAUGUUGUCUACCAUAUAGUACUUCAUCUGUCCAAACAUGGGCAAAAAGAAAUGUUAGGACAACUGAAACUAAGUGUAUGAAUUAGUGUACUCCUCUUCUGUCCUUUGGAAAGAUACAGCUCCUUGGCUUAAAAAGUGAAGUCUCCUUCAGAUGGAUCACAAGGAAGGAACAUAGUAUGUGGACAGAUACCCACAUGGGUACUAGAAGGGUUUGAGUUGCCCCAGCCUAACCACUAGUUCACUGUUUGACCAUGAGCCCCUUUUCCUCUCCCUGAAACUCAGGGUCUGCAUCUGAAAGAGUGGGAGAUGGGGUUUGUGUCUCCCUGGUGUUUCCUUCAUCUCAGAAGAUGAAAUUUGUGAGCUGAGAUUCCAGAUAGAGUUCUGGAAGGUCUCAAGCAGAGGAAGGCCUCAUGUGUCAUGAUGAAACUGAUACCACCAGGAAUAUCUGUCUUCUUGUCAUCUCAGAGGAUCAUAGGGACUCCAUGCUGCCUUGCAGAAUGAUACUCCACCAGCCUGUAAUGCCCAAGGUGAUGCUGUCUCUUACCUAGGGAGUAGCUGCUGCCAUCUCCUUGGAUGUACAUGUGGCAUUCCCUGCUUCAAACACCUCAGUCCAUUUUUAGUAUGGUUUUGAAGUCCCCCAAAAAGUUUUUGACAGACAAUGAGGAUCCUGAAAAAGAGGGGAGCUUCUGGGCAACAGACAUCAACAGUCUUUCCUGACCUGAGAGGCCACUCAGUUCCCCUAGCCUCAUCAGGCUUGAGAGUUCUACACCAUUGUGGAAGACAGACUUUAACAAAUCAUUUGAAUUGAUGUAUGAGCCCCUGGGAGGUAUGCUUCAGUAAGGAAGGCGAGUCCUGCCAGUGCUGUGUGAAAGGAUGGAGUAAAAUAUGAGUUUCUCUAAAGGAAAAGAGAAGAACAACGUUUUUCAGAGAAAGGCUAGAACAGAUUUAAAAGGAUAAGAAUAAAACGCAGCUGUUUUGAUGUGUGAGUGGAACACAGGGAAACAAAAAUAACGAAGAAGAGCAGCUAUGUCAACCUCCUCUUUGGUCUCCUCUAUAGGUACAGGAAGAGGAGUUGCAUUGUAAGGUCAAGUUACGGUGUAUGGUCAAAUAGAAUGAGGUACCAUGAACUCAGUGCUGGAGGGUAAGGGGACCAGCAGUGUGAGUGUUGUGCUCAGAUGUGGGGCAAGUGAACCUUAGGUUAAAUCAACUGGAGCAUUCUAGAAAAGGCACAUGCCAUCUGAGUGGGAACUAAGCAAAUGCUCUCCCCUCUCAGACUCUAAGUCAAGAAUGACUCCAUGUUUAUUUUUCAUAGACUGUCCUCUGGGCAGAGGUACCUGACCUUUGCACUAUAGUUUGAUUUGUUCCUAAUUGCAGUCUCUAUCAAGCUGUGCUCAGAAAGCCAUUCACUAAAGACAAGAGGGCACUUCAAUAAAAAAAAAAGUAAAAUGUAGCAAAAUGAAAACAAAUAAUAGACAAUGGUUAUUGAUAAGUCAACUGGUAUGUAAAUAGGAAGUGGCCAAUCCAGGGAGUUUAAAACUAAAUUAUGGCACUUUUGAGGGUUAACCAGCCCCUGGGGACUUUCUGGCAAAUAUGUAAUAAUUAUAUUUUUCAUUGCUGUGACAGAGUACCUGAUGGACACAACUGAAGGGAAAGAUUUGCUUUGGCUUAAAGGCUACAGCUCCCCUCAGCUGGAAGGCACAGCAGAAGGAGUAUGGGGGGCCUGGUCACACUGGGUCCACAGUCCAGAAGUAGAGAGAUGGAUGCUGGUGCUCAUCUUACUUCCUCCUUUUUUCCAUUCAUUCAGUCUGGGAUUCUAUAGUGUAGUGCUGCCCACAUUCAGGAUGAGACUCAAGUCCCUAGCUGAAUCUGCCUCGAAAUUCACAGAAACAGCCAGAUGUGUGUCUCCUAGAGACUGCAAACCCUGUCAACUUAACAAUGAUUAAUUAUCACCACACAUAUGUAAGUGAGCACAUUAUUUUUCUAACUGGACACUUAGACUACCUAAGACAAAUGCUAAUUUGUUAAAAAUUCAGUGAGUUUCCACACUAUGCACUCAUGUGCUCCACUUAUGCUCCACUCACAGCAUGUGGACACAUACGUGCACACACGUGCGUGCGCACACACGCGCGCACACACACACACACACACACACACACGUGCACACGCAUACAUGCACACAUGCACAGACACAUACCAGUACCCUUACAGAACUUAAGGAAGGUCAUGUGUAAAGAAGAUCAUGUAUAAGUUGAAAUAUUCCACUUUAGUGUGCAAAAAUAAAGUAUCCCUGAUGUUUGGAGGAGGGAGGGGGAGCUGUGUGUGGUUCUCUACAUUCAGAAACUGUUUUCACCUGCUCUCCAACACCCACAAGUGCCCUCUGCAAACUGCAUGACCUGAUACCUCUUCAGAAUCCCCCAGCCACAUAAAAAAAGACUCAGAGAAUCAUUCAGUGUCCAGGAAAGGUUUGAUAUGAACAGACAAAAUACUGAGGUAGAAUUUGGUGAGAAUUAAAUAUACAAAGAUGCAGAUUCAGCAUAAUAUCAUUGAUUAUUUGAAACAGCCAAAACUUUCCAAUGAAAAAGACAAUGAAGCCAGCCCGAGGCAUUUCUGUAGUGAGGUCCUUUAGCCCUGGUGGAGUUCCUGCUGUGUAGAAAGCCAGGGGGAUGCCUAGCCUUAUCCAGCCCUUAGGAGUGGCACCCAGCCUCCUGACUCCUGCUCUGCUGUGCUCACCAGACUUUACUGGGCCUCCUUUAGCCUUUGUGAAAAACUUCAGGUCAUGUCUUUCCAGCCCUACACUGAAGCAGCCCCCAGGAUCCAGGGAAUGAAUGUUCCGCCCUCCUCUCUCUACCCUAGCCGUCUUCUCUAGAUUUGGUCCGUGACUGAGUCAUAGAAAAGGGUUAGAGCUGUUAGAGUUAUGACCCUCAGAACCAAAGAUGUUUAUGAUCAAGCCAAUAUUAUUUUUCAAUUAAAGUAAUAAAGUUUAUUGUUUAAUUUGUACCUAUUCACAUACAUAGGUGUACAUGUAAGUAUACGUGUAUGCUCAUAUACACACAUAUGUUUGUGUGUACAUUUUUCCCAUCAUGUUUUACGUAUAUCUGCUUAGCCUGGUUCGGGGAGGAAGCCUGAUGCUUGCUUUGGAAUUGCAAAGUAUAUAUAUAUAUAUAUGUUUAUAUUUAUUUUUAAUUAAGAAGAGAAGUGAAAAUAAUAUUUCUACUAGGCUUAAUCAGCUUAUUUAAUAAUUAUUAAUAUUUCACCAUAUUUGCAUCUGCUUCUUUGAAAAUAAAAAAAAACUAAGAUAGAGCUUAGCCCCACUCUCCCAUCCCCCACUCUCUCUCCAGGGAUUCAUAACUGCUGUCUGGAAGUCUAUGUCUGCCUUUCAUUUACAUAAAUUUACAUUUGUUUUCUAAUAAGGAUACAUAGUACAAUUCUGUGUGCUUUUAAAUUUUUUAAUAAAAGAUACACUUUAUGUAA
Messenger RNA from Peromyscus leucopus (white-footed mouse), 4517 nucleotides. It is a transcript of the gene Tnfsf8, whose product is annotated as TNF superfamily member 8. Gene Ontology annotation, cellular component: membrane. Gene Ontology annotation, molecular function: tumor necrosis factor receptor binding. Lineage: Eukaryota; Metazoa; Chordata; Mammalia; Rodentia; Cricetidae. The coding region runs from base 299 to 1018 and encodes 239 amino acids. Gene Ontology annotation, biological process: immune response; CD8-positive, alpha-beta T cell differentiation. The transcript is spliced from 4 exons. The record is from RefSeq and is a predicted model, not a curated record.